This is a messenger RNA of Vespula vulgaris, 3592 nucleotides long. RefSeq names its product SH2B adapter protein 1-like (gene Lnk). Lineage: Eukaryota; Metazoa; Arthropoda; Insecta; Hymenoptera; Vespidae. Gene Ontology annotation, biological process: intracellular signal transduction. Bases 544 to 2559 code for a protein of 671 amino acids. Gene Ontology annotation, cellular component: plasma membrane. The record is from RefSeq and is a predicted model, not a curated record. The transcript has 5 exons. Gene Ontology annotation, molecular function: transmembrane receptor protein tyrosine kinase adaptor activity.
UCACAUGAAAACAGCAGACAAUUGAAGCAUGAUUGAAAAUUUAGAGGCAACAAAGAAAAUACGCAACGCAAAGUUAUUAAGAUUAAAAAUGUUUAACCUUUUCCUGUUGAGAUUCUCAUCAUUUAUAAUUCUAUCGCAAGAAGAAAUUAGAAAAUAAAUACAAUUGAUUAUAUGGCCGGUUAUCGAUAGGAACGAGGGUUAAGGGAUUAAUAGUAGUUCGUUGAUUGGAAUUUUGCCUGCUUUCUUCGAUUAAAAUAAAGAAAUAAUCGCUCUCUUCCGUAUUUUUUUAAAGAUUGAAAAAGAAAUCAGUAUUUUUUUAUGUGCGCUUAUCAUUUCCUUUAGAUUGCGCAUCAUUCGUAGUAUAGUUUAUAUAGAUAUAUGCGUGUUAUGUGUACGCGCAAGUGUACUCUGUAAUACAUAUUUCUUCGAUUUGUAAAAGGGGAGUUUUGUACGACGAACUGCGCAGUGGAGGUGUUAUAGCGAGGUGUAAAAACAGGAGGGGAAGAGCUCUCGCCUCCGUUUAGCGCGAGGUAAACGCCGGUAAUGAGUGUUUAUAUAGAAACGGCGAUAACGACAUCGACGACGACAACUACGACAAUAACAACGGCGACGGGAACGGCGAAUACGGUGAUAGAACCGACAGUGACGACGACGACAACGACAACAACGGCGACGACGACGACGACGGCGACGACGACGGCGACGGCGACGACGACGGCGACGACGGCGGCGACGGCGACGGCGACGGCGACGACGACGGCGACGGCGACGGCGACGACGACGACGACGGCCACGACGACGACGACGACGACGGCAUCGACGACGGCAUCGACGACGGCAUCGACGACGGCAUCGGCGACGGCGUCGGCGGUUGUCGCGACGCCAGACACCGCGACCGGUUGGAUUGAAUUUUGUGACCGACACGCCCGUGCCUCGGCCUCCGAUUUUGCCAAGGCUUUUUGCACUUAUGUCAGCCUAAAUCUACCUGAAAGUGCCAGAUCCACCUUAUCUCAUCGUGACUUUCUCAGAAAGUUUGUUGAAAGUUUCUGCGAGCACUUCGAGAGCGAGUACUUGCGUCGAACUGUUAGAUCAUUAACUGCAUAUGAUGUUCGACAAACAGCAUUCACCGAAAGGGAUACAAAUGCUAUAUCUCAAAAUAACAAUGCACCAAUUCGUGCUUCAUCACAUGAAGAAUUUAGUGAUUACUCUGAACACGAUGGUGAAACAGUAUCACCAAAACCUGUUCACAAACCCUUCUUUCGUAGAUUAUCAUUUAAAGGACUUAAGAAAGGAAAAAGUUUCUUUCAUAAACAACAAAGCGAUGAAGUAGAAUUAUCUCAUAGUGAACACCGCAGAGAUAAACAUUCAAAAACUAAACUUUCUAAAAUUGUUGUGGAAUGUAGAAAAGAAGGUAUUGUUAAUUCUUUGAUGGGAGAGAAUAUAGAUGGAACUCAAAAAUGGGAAAAAUCUAGAUUGGCAUUGAUAAAAGCCAUCGGAGGUUAUAUGUUGGAAUUUUAUUCUCCUCCAAAGGCAGUGAAACCACGUAGUGGUGUUUUUUGUUCUGCAAUAACAGAAGCUAGAGAAACUACAGCUCUUGAAAUGCCAGAUCAUGAAAAUACAUUUGUGUUAAAAACACAAAAUAUGGAAUUUGUAAUAGAAGCUCAUGAUUCAAAUGAUAUGAGGUCUUGGCUUGCUACUAUUAAAUAUUGCAUGCGUACUGUACAACAAAAUUCUACUACACCUGUUUCUGGUACACGAGAUUCAAUUGCAGAUUCUUUGGGACAUGCUUCACUUGGAAUCACGAAUGAAGGUGAUAGAUUAAGGGCCAAUUCAGCAAGUAAAGGUUCUCGAUUAACAUCUCAUGAGCAUACAGAGGAAGCAUUAUCUAAUCCACCAGAAUUGCCUCCAAGAUUGCGUAUGCGAAGUAGUAGUAACUUAGAAUUAUGUUCAUCGCAACAAGAAAUUGAACAAUUAGCUGCAAAUGAUGGUGAACUAGAUCUAUCAAGUAGUUUACGAGAGUAUCCUUGGUUUCAUGGUACAUUGCCACGUUCAGAUGCAGCACAGCUUGUCUUGCAUAGUUCUGCUAAUGGCCAUGGUGUCUUUCUUGUCCGGCAAAGUGAAACACGAAAAGGAGAAUUUGUAUUAACAUUUAACUUUCAGGGAAGAGCAAAGCAUUUACGAAUGACAUUAAAUGAUCAAGGCCAUUGUCGUGUCCAACAUCUUUGUUUUCCGGCGAUAUAUGAUAUGUUAGAACAUUUUCGUCAGAAUGCCAUACCUCUUGAAUCUGGUGGAACUGCCGAUGUUACUCUAACAGAAUUUGUGGUGGCUAAUCCUGCUUAUCGAAUGACACAUCAUCAUAUGAUAGGCGUAAUGCAACAGUCUCAAGAAAGGAGACCUCCAGUAGCUCCAGAGCCCAGAGAAGUACACACAUAUGGAGGUUCUAUAAGAACACGCACUGACUCCUUGGAAAGACUGGAACAACUACAUAACAUUGCAGAGCAACAAGGUUCAACAUCAAACACUGGCAGAGCAGUUCAAAAUACGUAUAGUUUUCUCUGACGAUGGAUUCGUUAUAAUUUUUAUCAUUAGAACAAUAUUCGUUUUGUUUUUCAGAUUAAGUUGCAUCAAUAAUAUGAACUAAGGAAAUCUCCUAUAAGUAACUUCUGAAACAUAUGUUCUAUAUUAAAAUAUUUUGAACAAGUAUACCCUUUGGUAGACCGGCCUUUUGAAAAGCUAUACCACAUUGUUUAAAAUUCAAUAUUUUGCCAAUAUCAUUAUUAUAAUUACAGUAUGAUUAAUGAAUCAAUUUGUUUAUUUCAAAACGUAAGUACUAGCAACUAAACCAUUUUCUAUUGAUAUGAAUUUUACAUUUGAUACCAAGUUUAUAAUCAUCAUAAAUGAUUUUUUAUAUUUCAUAAUGUUGAUUUUUAUAAUCUUUUAUGGAAAUGAUUAUGAUAUUGGCAAAAUAAGAUUACAUUCUGCAAUGUAUUAAGAGCUUAAACUUAAGGUAGCAUUUGAAGUAACUUUUGGAAACUUGAUUUAAUUUUAUAAAAUGCGUUUUUUUAGAUUAUAAGAAAUAAGAUAAAUUUGUAAAUCUAUUGAAUUUAUUUGUGUUAAUGAUGGUGCACACAAAUUUUAAAAACAUUUUUAAAUUCUUCUCAAUACAAAUUUUUAAAAAAUUUGUAUGAUUUAUCAAGUAAUAUUUUGAUAAAAAUUUACUUUUUUUUUUAGUUUAUUUAAGACAUUUACAAAGAGAAAACUCAUAAUAAUUUGUUUCUUAUGAGCCUUUUUGCGUGCAUGAAGUAUAAAGUUACAUAUUUUGGAAUUUAUUUUUAAUUUGUUUUACAAUGUAUUAAUUUUAAAUUAUGGAUAGUUGAAACUACAUGGAGUAAUAUUAAUAUUUAAUAGAUUUUUUAACUCUUGUAAAUGAGUGAAAUUUUCUUUGCUAUAUGCUUUAACAUAUGUAAGGAGGCUUGUAUAAAUUAAGACUUAUGAUGUAUGUACUUACAUAAUGUCACACAUGAGAACAUGUAUGUACAUGUAUGUACCUAUUUUUGAUUGCAAAUUAUGAACUGCCACAUAUUACAACCUA